Lethenteron reissneri (Far Eastern brook lamprey) is the source of this 2301-nucleotide messenger RNA. RefSeq names its product taperin-like. Lineage: Eukaryota; Metazoa; Chordata; Hyperoartia; Petromyzontiformes; Petromyzontidae. The record is from RefSeq and is a predicted model, not a curated record. Gene Ontology annotation, molecular function: phosphatase binding.
GACACUGAGACACUGAGACACGGAGAGAGACACUGAGACACUGAGACACGGAGAGAGACACUGAGACACACGGAGACACACACUGAGAGACACACACUGAGACACCGAGACACAGUGAGAGACACACGGAGACACACACUGAGAGACACACACUGAGACACAGUGAGACACACACGGGGAGACACACUGAGACACACACACGGGUAGACACAUCACGAUGUCUCUCCGGCCGCGGGACGCUGUGGAGGAGAUGACCCCACAGCAACAGCAGCAGCCGCUGUGGAAACGUGAACUCCUGGACCGCAGGAGGAGGAAGGGGGUGCCCGACAUCUUGAGCCACCACCUUCAUCAGCAGCAGCAGAAGCAGCAGCAGCAGAAGCAGCAUCAGCAGCAGCAGAAGCAGCAGCAGCAGAAGCAGCAUCAGCAAUGCCAGAAUCAGCAGCAGCGUCAACAGGAAAACCACCACCUCCAGCAGAAGCAGCAUCAGCAACAUCAGCAGCAGCAUCAGCAGCAACAGAAGCAGCAGCAUCAUCAUCAGCAGCAACAUCAGCAGCAGAAGCAGCUUCAGCAGCAGCAUCAGCAGCAGCAACAUCAGCAGCAGCAAUACCAGCAGCAGAAUCAUCAUCAGCAGCAGCAAUAUCAGCAGCAGAAUCAUCAUCAUCAGCAGCAGCAUCGUCAACAGGAAACGACCACCACCAACACCACCAACAUCAGGACAACCACUACGUUCACCGCCACCAUCACCACCACCACGAUGACCACGAUUCGACGGGCGCGUCGGAUGGCGCCGGCGGUGCCAGCGAGGUGCUGGUUCUGCAGGAGAAGCUCCGUCCGGUACGCGAGAACCCCUUCGUGACGCGCGAGCGAGACCGGCGCUCCCGCCGGCGGCCUCGCCUGGGCCCGGGGGCCGCGCGGGCCUCUUCGCCGGCCCAGGACCCGCUGCUGGAGCUCUACAGCCACAUCCCGGGCAUCCGCACCAUCCGUGCCGACAACAUCAUCAUCAUCGAGUCCGACCCGGACUACUACCUGCAGCGGACUAAACCGGCGGUGCCGGCGGCGGGUCGGCCGCCGCUGCCAGCGCCGGCGGCCCUCCGCCGGGCCUCGUCUCGCCUCGCGACGGCGCCGCCGAGGAGGGGCAGCCCCUUCACGCCGCGGUCAAAGAAUUCGUUCACCGUGCACCCGGAGAAGAUCGCCGGCCUGCACCCGCCGGCCGCGUCCGCCGGGAACGCCUCCCCGAGGUCGCCGGAUCGGCUCAAACCGUCGCUUCCCGGCGGUAGGCCCGGGCCGCGCGGUGCCGGUUCGGCGACGAGGCCAAAAUCCCCGACGGUCCGGAGCUACGAGCUGCCGCGGCCGCCGCCGCCGGCGUCGCCCGCCAAAGCGUCGCCGCCCGCAACGACCCAGGGCUCGAAAUCCUGGACAUCCACCUCCCUCGGCCUCCAUUCCACCUCCUCGUCCUCGGUGCGAGGCCCCGACCCGCCGCUGUUGCCGUCGCCCACGGCACGCGGCCCCCGCGUCCUGUCGGGGCCCAACUUUGAGAUCCGUCCGGCGGUACGACCGGACCGGCCGACGUGGCCUUCCGGGGACAGGCAGGCGCAGGCCCUCAACAUUCUCCGCCGCGAGUCCGGCUACUCCAUCACCGUCAUCCCCAAGCCCCGCCAGCCCGCCGGGGGGCGGCGGUCGCCGCGGCCGCCGAACGGACCGCCGACGCGCGGGCAGGGAGCCGAUGCCCGACUCGAACCCCGGGCCGAACGGCCGCCCGUCGUCUCGUCCCCCACCUUUCGGCGGCCGGCCGCCGCCAUUCCGCCCCUGCCGCACCGCGCGCCGCUGUCACCUCCGUCGGGCCGUUCGGCGUCGGCGUCGGCGGCCCCUUCGCCCGUCCCUCCGGCCUCCCCUCCGCCCGCCAGGAGCCCCCUCGGGCCUUCCCCGGCCUACGCCGCGGAAGACGCGGCGGGACGCGCCGCUGCCCAAGUCGAACAUCGACGACGUGAUCCUAGGACCGGGACAGCCCGGGCAUCCGCAUCAAGCGGCAUCGGCAACAGGGCAUCGGGGGGUGCCACCAUUACCAAGGAGCCGGGCAAUUCCUACCGGAUCACGCCGGCGCCGCGGAAGCCGGCGGUCCCGGACGCGGGUCGCGCCGAGGUGGACGCUGGGACGCCGACGCCGAGGGUGUUGGAGAACACCCACACGCCGCUCGGUCAGCUGGUAAAGAAGCGGUUCCCGCCGGCCGACGAGAUCGAGGUGAUCGGCGGCUACCAGCGCCUGAGCAAGUCCUGCCUCCUGUCCGGUGCCCGCAACAAGAAG